This is a messenger RNA of Polyodon spathula (Mississippi paddlefish), 1616 nucleotides long. It is a transcript of the gene nudt13, whose product is annotated as nudix (nucleoside diphosphate linked moiety X)-type motif 13. The coding region runs from base 183 to 1202 and encodes 339 amino acids. The transcript has 9 exons. Gene Ontology annotation, molecular function: hydrolase activity; metal ion binding. Lineage: Eukaryota; Metazoa; Chordata; Actinopteri; Acipenseriformes; Polyodontidae. The record is from RefSeq and is a predicted model, not a curated record.
ACUCAACAACCAGGUCGCCGUAAGAGGGUCAGUGUGACGUGCCAUGUUUGCGUAAUAGAUUGACUUUUAGUCUGCUCCUUGUGUUCAAAUACACUGUUUGGUUCACCGGAUGGCAGAAGGAGACUGUCGUUACCACACAGUGUUUGAUUGCAGAAGGCAGCAACUGAGCACCACAUUAAACGAUGCAGAGGCUUAAUCGGACUCUCCUCAGAACCGGCAUGCUGGGUUCCCGGUUCUACUCCAGUUACGUCUCACGGAUGCGCAGCUAUCUGUUCACGUUGAAGGAGGAGGAUGAGGUGUGCCGCAAGGCGAAGGACUCUGGCAGUAUCUACCUCUUCCACAAGCUGGCGCCACUGCUUCAGAAAGCAGAGCACAGCGGAUACACAAUUCCAGCAAUGCAAGCUUCAGACGUGAAGGGGAUUCUGGGAAAGCUGGGUCAGAAUGAAGAACUUCUGCAGGAGUCCAUUCUGAUUGGCUGUUCGGAGAGCCAUGUGACUCAGUUUGCUCUGGACCUCGGGGUACUGGAGAGAGAGAGCGUGGAGUCACAGGUUACUGGCAAGUUCGUGGAAUUGAGGAAGGCCUUCCUUCUCUUAAACGGACAUGAUCUCCCACUGAUAUCCCAGAGCCAAGCCCUGCUCCGCUGGCACCAGACCCACAGAUACUGCAGUGAGAGUGGGCAGCUUACCCAGCGGAACCAGGCGGGCAGCAAGCGGGUGUGCCACGCCAAUGGGGCCAUCUACUAUCCACAGAUGGCGCCGGUGGUGAUCACCCUGGUGUCAGACGGUACCCGGUGCUUGCUUGCGCGACAGGCAUCCUUUGCCAAAGGAAUGUACAGCGCCCUGGCUGGGUUCUGUGAUGUAGGUGAGACGGUGGAGGAGACAGUGCAGCGGGAGGUAGCGGAGGAGGUGGGUCUCGAGGUGGAGUCUCUGUGGUACACAGGCUCCCAGCACUGGCCCUUUCCAAACAGCUCUCUCAUGAUGGCCUGCCAUGCUACUGUCAACCCCAGACACACCCAGAUCAGCUUGAACAGUGUGGAGCUGGAGGAUGCUCGCUGGUUCAGCGUAGAAGAGGUGAGGGAGGCUCUGGAACGGAAGAGACCGCCAAGGGAGAGAGCUGGCAGGGCCACGCCAGUCUGGGUCCCUCCCCGCACAGCCAUAGCCAAUCAGCUCAUCCAGGAGUGGGCCAAUCAACAACCCAAAUAGCAGCAUGAGUUGCAGUGUUGUGUGGUUACAGCGUGGAUUACAGGGAGUAGGGGAGGGCUUACUGUAUUGAGUCUCAGACAUGUGGCAUGGAAAAACUGUAUCAGUAAAACAAUUAGAGGCUAUACAUUCUAAUUGAAAGACUUCACAAACUGAGCAUUAGCAUCACAGGGUCAUAAACAUUACCAGACCAAAUCCCUGUCGGUUUUCCAGUAGAGGCCAGAAGUUAGAUGUAAAAGCUGCUGCACAUACUUUGAAGACAGCCACUGUUAACUCUUUUUACCCCAUAGUACAAAUCAGGUUAAACCCCACAAGCAUGGGGGGGACACAGGAUUAAAAAGGGUUAAUCUCACUACAGCUCCACCACCUAUCCUUACAUAUCAUCCCACACUGGUUUUUAAUAAAUACCUCAAAUUA